Messenger RNA from Ruditapes philippinarum (Manila clam), 4276 nucleotides. RefSeq lists its product as uncharacterized. Lineage: Eukaryota; Metazoa; Mollusca; Bivalvia; Venerida; Veneridae. The transcript is spliced from 2 exons. The record is from RefSeq and is a predicted model, not a curated record. Bases 2599 to 3762 code for a protein of 387 amino acids.
CUAUUUGUAUUAAAUUUCUCGAAAAAAGAAGCUAAAUUUACUUUCUUUAGAUAAAAAGUUUUGUGCUUUGUCAGGAAAAAAAUAUAGUUCAUCAGAUUUAGCUGGAAUGUAAGAUCUACAUUAGAAAUAAAGAAAUUUGGCCUCGUGCUUAGCAAUGGAGGUAGAUCUAAAUGAAUGUUGACUGAAAAAAUAGACACGCUUUUAUAAAAACCUAAUAAAUGGAUGUAAGUAUAUAAAGAAAUAUUUAGCUGGACAAACAAUUUGAGAUUAUUCCAGCUUGUCUAAUGUAGUCUAUAGGUCAAAGAAAGUUAAAGUGAUGCUGAACGCCCAUUCUCAAUAAAAUAAAGCAUUUGAGGUUGAAAAAUAUUAAAAAUUUGAUGUUGUCAUUGUGUCACUUUUUUAUCGCUGAGAAAAAAGUUUAGGGUAUUUUGCAAGUUUGCCAGAAAUAUUUUGAACAAGAAACUAUGAUAUAACGGGAUGGCAUUUAUUUCGGUAAUGACACUGUAUUUCUUCGGUAACGUAGAUUUCAGAUCUAAUAAUGUAACAUAUUGGCUGCAUAUUAACAACAAAUGUCUUUAAAAUAUAUCAAAAUCUGUAAAUUCUCUAUCUAGAGGGACUUUCUAACCCAGGAAAAGUCAAGGAAGUUGGGUACCUUGCUAAUUUCAAUUAAUUUCUUCAAAGUUAAAUAUUCGUAGAAAGCAAAAAUAGUCAAUUUUGGAAAUGAUUAUUUUAUGUCUUCAUUCAAAGGAUAUCAUAUAUAUCAUAUAUAAUAUAUGAGAGGUCGAAUGCAUACACAAAUGUUGUAUUAGCAAUUUUUUUCAAAACAUUCAACUUUUAACUUUCUUAAUAUUUGGAAAAUUUAUUGCUAAGCAGUUCUAUAUUUAUCCCUAUAUAGGAUGUCACGUAUGUUUCAUUUUAUUCAAAUGCAAGUUAAGGUUGAGAAAACAAUUUUAUUUUUUGUAAAAUAAUGUAUAUUUAUGGAUAUUAUUUUAACAUUAUUAUAUAUAGAAUGAAAUACGGCCAGUAAGCUCUUUGCAGAAACGAAUUAGUUGUUGCUGAGAACAUCAAUAUCUUGUAAAAUAUUUUUAACCUUUCUGCUGGUACAUCAACAUAUUAUUAACAUAUCUUUCCUUUGUAAAAACAAUUUUGUAUCUUCUUACAUCUAAUACAAGAUAACCGUUACUAACGGGCAUGAUUAUCCCAACUUUAUCUUUAAUUUUCAAAAAUUGUUGAAUUGUAAGUUGGAGUAACGUAUGUUUCACACUCGCUUAUUUAUGAACUUAAUCACGGAAUUGAAACUUACAUGUAAAAUCAACUGUUUUAUUUAGGAAUCAAAUGCACAUCAUUCUAUUGUCAUAAAAAUGCGAUUUUAUGUUCUUAUAUAUGCAUGUGUAAACAAUAUAAAGUCUGUUUGAUAAAAGUAACGUUCGUUUCACUGUGGUUACUUAAACAAGUUAAAACUCCACCAAAGUUAUCAAAAUUUACUUACUAAUGUCAAAUAGAAGUUAAUGUUGCUGUUAUACGUGCUUUCUGGCUUCAAUUUCCCUUUUUAUAAACUUACUUUAAAAAGUUGAUAACGUUUGUUUCUGUAAGUUUAACGUAUGUUUCAUGUUUACAUUGAAAGUGGGUUAAAAAAUGACGCAAGACCGUUUAACCCGCCAUAAUUUGCGGUUAAUAUAUCAGAGUUACACACAUGUUAAUUUUCUUUCUUGUUUGGAUUCUUCUUUAAAUGGCUUGGCUCUUAAAUAAUGGUAACGUAUGUUUCUUUUUAAAAUGCUGUUGAAAAAGAUUUGAAUAAAAAAUGAAAAUUUCCAAAAAUAUAAUGAUAUUUGAGAGGCUGCAAGCUUAUUUUACUUAUAAUUAUAUAUAUGCUGUAUUAUUAAGCAUGCAUCGAUUCAAUUAUGUAAUUUCGGUUCCACUUAUUAUUGUUUAAGGUUUGUCACUAUUUAUUUAUAUGCAUUUGGCGACAUUUGAUCAUCAAUUAUAUCAAUGAGAUUUUAACGGUCAAAUAUAAUUUUUACCAAUAAUCAAAGUUCAUAUACACACAUCAAUGACUAAUUGCACAUGUUUCGUUUAUUCUGGAACUUAAAUUUCUGAGACACAAUUUCAAAGUUGAAAAUUCUAGGUGGCGACAGUAACGUAUGUUACAUUUUAGGGCAUUAAUGGUACUUGUAAAAGAAAAAUAACAGAUAGAAAUGUAAAACUGAGAGUGUCCCUAUUAGACAAAGUGGCAGCCACCUUUCUAACGACAUGUUGACCUCAAGAAAAACCUUCGUAUAAGAGCUACCCAGUGGAACAUCAAAUGCUGUGUUUUAUUGAGAAUGGGCGUGAAGCAGGUUUGCUGGUAGGGUUUUCGGACCUGGUAAUUUUCAGCCCGUAUGUUAUCGCAUUGGCAAUUAGUAUUACGAAAAGGCGCAUAAAAUUUUUUAUAGCUGAAAACAUUUAUACAGUACUGAAGUUUAUACAAAAUAGAUUCAGACUUGCCUAAACCAAAUACGAUAUAGUUCUAUGAUGAAUUUGCUGUUUUUUGGUGUAAAUUUACAGUCUAUCUUUUUAUUUUUCAUAUAUCAUUCUGAAUGGUUUGCAUUUGACUGAAAAAUGCCACGGAAAAGAGCACUAUUGGCGACUCAAGUCAACCAGAAAAGGGCAAAACGUAUUAGAUCUAAUAGUAAUACAGCAGGUAUACAGCAGAAUUCUUUCGGUGUACAGUGCUCUAUGGUCACAGAGGGUCCUCUAAAUAGCACUAUACAAAAUCAGACAUUGCCAUCGGAAACAAAUCCAGUCACCAGUCAGAACAUAUCUUGUUCUACAGAACAACAACAUGGAACAUGUAGUUCAUUCUCGGGUGGUCCUUCAUUCACAGGUGUUGAUAACCAGGGUAUAACACCCAAUGUGCACUGUAUCACAUCUCCUUAUUUGGGCACAUCUACAAGGGACUAUGGAUACCAAUAUAACCUUGGUUAUGAUCAAAAUAUUGGCACAACUCAGUACCUGGACACAACAGGUUAUUAUCAUCCACAACCUCAGACACAGACAACACAUGUUAAUUAUGGUCCAGUAUGCCAAGAUGGAAUUUACACCUAUCCCCAGGCUCAGAUAGCACCUACAUAUUGUCCAGGUGGUAAUCCAAUACAACAACAUACCUUGUGGCAACCACAGGCUCAGACCGCAUCAGCUGACCAGACUGCUAUAUCGGGAAUAAAUAACACACAUGUGUGGAUUAUUGGUUCAUCUAUUAUAAGGGAUGCCUUCUAUCAUGCCAAACAAAGGUAUGGGAAGGACCUCGAUCUAGAAAAUACAACUAUUACCUGGAAAUUUAAGUCUGGUUUGCUAACUGAAGGCCUACUUCAUGAGUUUAAUACAAUGUUGAAUUGUAAUAAAUUACCGUUUGCCAUAAUUAUACAUUGUGGAGGCAAUAAUAUUGGGAAAACCCCUUUAGACUAUUGUAAAUGGCUACUUACAAAUAAUUUUGCCACUGUAUUAUCUAGUAUUCCUGGAGUACGUCUUGUCUGGUCCGGGGUUCUUCCAAGAUUAUAUUAUAGAGGAGAAAAUAACCACAAAAAGUUGGAUAAGGCUAAAAAAAGAUUAAAUAGUUCUUUGGCUAAAUUAUGUAUUACAAACGGUGGUGGAUAUAUUAGGUAUCCAGAUAUUCAAGAGUCUCAGGAAUUCUUUAGAGAUAAUGUUCAUUUAUUUGCUAAGGGUCUUGACAUUAUGGUUGACACUCAGGAAUGGGAUUUACAAUAUCAUCUUUACAGGCAUUAACUGUUUUCCGUAGCAUAUUUAAAUCCGGCUGACAGUGACAGUUUCCGAAUCAUCACCCCCAUACGGUUAGUUUCUUAUGGCGGGGCUUGCUCUUUGUUGGCUACUUUCCAGCCAAAUGAGCUGCGCCUUUGGCUUAAUGUCGAUUCGUACUGUCACUUAUAACAUUACAUUAUAUUUAUGUAUAACACAUUUCAUAUAUAGUAAGAUACAAUUGCAGGGUAAAUAUUAAGCUUUAUCAUCAUUGAUGAAUUUUAAAUACAUUUAUGCAGUGUAAUUUUAAUUACUUCCGAUAUUCCGGUGUUCUGCAUCCGAUUUUCCGGAGUAAUAUUACAAGCUGCCGAUAGUCCGGAGCCAGUUCUUCUCCCGAUUUUCCGGAGUAAUGUGAUCGCCAUAUAGCCUUUCUUAUAAGGAAGCGCGAUUCACAUAUUAUGUUUAGCUCACGAUGUUCCGGAGCUACUCUACUGUCUAAACGUACUUCCGAUUGAUCCGGAGUUACUACUUUACGACUACACUG